AUGUUUUUAAGGAUUCAAGAAAUAGAGAUAAGAAAGCUUAUUUCCUCAUCAACCAAACAUUGUAUAAAGUUGAGUUUGAGAAAAUAUCAAAUGCAACCAUUGGCUAAAGAGGCAUGGGAGAAGCUCCAAACAUCUCUUAAAGGUGAAAACAAUGUAAAGAAUGUACGUCUCCAAAUUCUAAGAGGUGAGUUUGGAUGUGGCAAUUAUGGAAGAGGUUCAAAUUUCACUAACACCAUUUAUAAGAGAGGAGAAACCUCAACAAGAGGACAUGGAAGAGGAAACAUAAACACAAGGAAUUUUAAAUCUCAAAGUCAAUGUUACAAUUGGAAUAAGUUUGGCCAUUACACCUUAGAAUGUGGAUCUUUCAAGAAUAUAGUUAAGGAGAAUAUUAACUAUGUGGAAGAAAAGGAUAAGAAGUUCGAAAUAUUGUUGCUAGCACAUGAGAAUAAUGAAGGAAGCCGAGAAAAUUUAUGGUACCAUGACAUUACUACAAACAACCAUAUAUGUGGAAAAAAGAGCAUGUUCAUAGAACUUAAUGAACCAGUAAAUGGAAAUGUCUCAUUUGGGGAUGAUUAUAAGGUUCUGGUGAAAAUCAAAGAUAAUAUCUUAAUUUGUUUUAAAGAUGGAUACAUCAAUUUAUUUCAAAUGUUUACUAUGUUCCAAACAUGA
Messenger RNA from Lathyrus oleraceus (garden pea), 669 nucleotides. RefSeq lists its product as uncharacterized. The transcript has a single exon. The record is from RefSeq and is a predicted model, not a curated record. The coding region runs from base 1 to 669 and encodes 222 amino acids. NCBI's taxonomy places the organism in Eukaryota, Viridiplantae, Streptophyta, Magnoliopsida, Fabales, Fabaceae.